GAGCUGACGCUGGGGGCCGUAUACGGCUGACGGCAAGUUUCACUGUGUUGGCUGGAAUGUACUCGUUUUUGUUGGCUCCCCGUGAAUUUAGUCAUCAAAAUAACUCAUGUGUCGGUGCCGCACAGGUUCAAAGUUAACGCGAGCUUAUGUAGGCGCGCGUCACGGUCGCCGGACGUCCACGCCGAUAAAAACAUGAACUGGCUGCGCCCGCGCUACAUCAUAGCCGUGUUCCUAUUCUCAGAGGUGGUUCUCGGCAGCGGCGUACUCGUUCAAGACCGCUCGACAAAUGCACUCACGAGCGACAAGGAUGCAUCGGAUCCCGCGCAAGGCAGUGCGCCUACGGCCGACGACAAAGGGAGCACAGCAACGUGUGAGAAAGUAAACGCAUGCGACGACCUGCUGGGUUAUGAAGCAAUUCGAGCCCUGCAUCAACAGCUGGAUGAUGAUGACAAUGGAAGCGUUGACAUCGCUGAGACAGAUGAGUUUCUUAGAGACGAGCUGCAGUACGAGAACGGCUAUGAGCGGCAGAAGAAAUUUCACGGCAAUGACAAGUACAUUUCCCUCGAAGAAUUAUGGCAAUCCUGGCAGGUCUCUGAAGUCCACAAUUGGACGGUGGAAGAGACGAUCGAGUGGCUGGUUAGCUGUGUCGAGCUGCCGCAGUAUUCAAAGACCUUCGAAGAAAAUGCAGUGGAUGGCUCAACUCUGCCCAGAAUGGCCGUGGCCAACAACAACUACCUGAGCAGCGUGCUUGGCAUCAAGGAUGUUAUCCACAAACAGAAACUCACCCUCAAGGCCAUGGAUGUUGUGCUCUUUGGGCCACCAAAACAUCACAACUACGUCAAGGAUGUGCUGUUAGUGCUGUCGCUGGUGAUUGCCAUAGGUGGCUGCUGGUUUGCAUACGUGCAGCACAACUACUCUCAGCGCCAUCUGAAGAAGAUGAUGAAGGACAUGGACAGCCUGCAGAGAGCUGAGGAGCAGCUGUCCGAGCUGCAGAGAGAGUUGGACAAAGCCAAGAUGGAACAGGAAACUGCAGUCAUAUUAAAGCAGAGAUUGGAGGAUGAAAUCCUUGCUGCCAAGCAAGAACGAGAGUUGUGGAGCUCGGCGGACCCUGAGCAGACGCGGACCAUUGUAGAGUGCCUGCAGGAGGAAGUGCGGACGUUGCGGGAGCAGCUGGCCACGGCACAGGCGGCACUGAGCUCGGCAAUGAGGUCUGGAAGUACAGGUGCCUGGAUGCCCCCACCGUCCUUGCAGCACUGGCUGCAGCUGACGCACGAGCUGGAAUUGCGCCACUACAACGCCAAGAAGACAGCCGCCGAGAAGCAGCUUCUGGCAGCUAAGGAAGGGUGUGAAAAACUUCGCAAGAAACGUGGGAGCUUCAUGGGGUCUUUUCGCAUUGCGCAUGGGAGUUCCAUCGACGACAUCGACAACCGAAUCCUUCAGGCCAAGGCUGCAUUGUCGGAGGUGACGAAGGACCUGCAGGAGCGGCUGCAACGCUGGAAGCAGAUAGAGCGACUCUGUGGCUUCUCUAUUGUCAACAACCAGGGGCUGGGCUCACUGGAGACAAUGCUACGAGGUUCUUUCCUCAAUGGCAGUGCUGCCUCCUCUUUGCCCCACUCCUAUUCCGUUGGUGCGUUUGGCACUUACUGUGGCAGUCUCAGACAGGGCAAGAAAAUGACCCGUUCAGGCAGCGAAGGUACGUUGGCCGAGGAAGAAUCUCCUUUUGGGAUCAGCGCUGUGCAGCAACUGGUGCACAAUUCGGCUGCUCUGUUUCUUGCCUCUGUGCCACCGGCUUGCGACCUCACCAAGUGCACGCUGGCCGCAGCUGCGGGCUUCCCUCCUUUCCGUGUCGUGCCUCUUAACAGCACUAACCUCCCUCAGUCUGCUGCUGCCACUGUCUCAACCACCGCUAGCGCCACUGUGCCCGCUUCUGUGGCCAGCCUCAAUGGCUCGGUGUCAAGCGGGACGUCGCUGCUGAGUUUGAGGUGCCCCGAACGGCCCAGCACGCUGCCAAUUGGUGCUGCCAAGUCCAAUGGGGCCUCAUCCCAAAGGCUAGCUCUCCUGGAUGAGACUGACGAUGACACAGAAGAGUUCACUGACUCUUCUCUGCCCACAGUACUGUCGGUGGGAACCCCUGCGCCCAGCGCUGUGUCUUUCGUGGUCGGGGACAGCAGGUUAGCAAUGAUAUUUAGAAGCCCACCAGAACCUCCACAGCUUGUUCGACCGAAGAGCAGCCAGCUGCUGAACAAAGCAGUGAGUGCAGACGACGCACCACCUCGCCGGAUCCUGACAUCCACUGAGCUCAUGGUGCAGACUGAGCCGUCUUCGCCGACGACGCCAGAGAGUGCAGGCCCCACCACCACCUCCGAACCACUGCUUCUUCCGCGGCCGCCGCUGACGUCAAUGUCAUCCAUAGAGAGACGCAAGAAAGCGGGCAACAUUUUGGUGGCUGCUCUGAAGGGAAACUUUUCCGGCGCCGUCGUUGAUGAAGAAAACUCAACAGACUCUAACUCUACAGCAGACGAUGACAGUUUGAAAGAAAAGAAAAAAGCCAAGGCGUCCUCCAUCUUCCAGCCACUCAAGAAGAAGAAGCCGAAAGCAUUGUGACUCUGUGCAAGAGAAGACCCGCCUUGUUUUCUUGUAUUCCUGACUUGGUGCCACGCCCAGAGGCUCAUUUCGCAGUCGGCUAGUGUCGGCAGUGGUCCUUUCUUUUGUUUGUUUGUUCUCUUUCCUUUUCUGGUAUGCUUCUGAGCACGAAGUGCUUGACAGGAUAUUGGACGGGCUUGCGCCAUUUUUUGUCUCCCCCUGCAUUUCAUUAGCAGGCCAACAUGGCUCUGUCAACACCUGAGCUUAAAUUUUUGUUAAUAGGCAGGCGAUUUGAAGCACCUUGAGGGAGCUAGAAUUAUCUCCCUGUGGUUGGGAAAGUUACUGUGUAUUGUAGUGCACUUCAUUACUGUUUCUUCUUCCUUUUCUCUGUCUCUUUUUCCAUCUUUUAAAGCAACUCAAGCUGUUCAAGGCACAAUGAGAAUGAAUGAACCUCUUCUUCUUUUUUUUAAAUCGGCUAUCAUAGUUCAUUACCUUGCAGUUGUACACAUCAGAGUGGCUUUCACCUGUGUUGGAUCUCUUCCUCUUUGGACUUGUUUUUGAGAGAUGGUUUCCUCUGUUACCAUAUACGUGUGUCUGCACUUCUUGAUGGCACAGUUUUUUGUUGUUGUUCUUUCCUUUCUUUUUUGGUAAUGGCUGCUUGUUGAGCAGGAGAAGAGGAAGUGUGUGGUACGUCAAGAACUGUAUUUUUCUAACUUAUAUUUUUGGUAUGGCACAUGGACUAUUAUUUCUGCCGGAAGCCAUCACCCAGAAAUGUGUCGGCAGGCAUAUUUAGUGAUUCACUUUGCAUGUCCAUUCAUUUUCUGUAUCCUUGUUGGUGACCUGUUAUUGUCCUUUUGGAUGUCAAGAGGAUUGGCUGUCCUUCAGUAUUGUCACUUGUAAGCAAUUUUGAUGGGCUUUUGCUCCAUAACUAAAUCAGAAUAAAUGCUCUAACAAAGCGCCUUUUUUUUUUUAUCGCUACUAGUAUUUGCAAGCUUGUCGGAGUGCUGCUGGCAAUUUUUUUUAACUGUUUUGUCCUUAGACUUUUUUUUUUCCUAUGUGUCAAAUUGCAAUGAAAUCUUUUAUUGUGAUUUUUCUUGGUGAGAAUUGUCACUGUGCAGUUAGUGGUAACCUUUCUUACUGGGUGUUUCUUUUAAGCUGAGCUUCUGGAGAUUACCAACUGAGUUAGGUUCAUGAUGAACGUCCCUGAUGAAGUAUUCAAGUUGAAAUUUUAAUGUGAUUCCAGCAGUGGGAUGCUGUGGACAUGAUUAGGUAUGAGCACCAAUUCUAUGUCUGCAAGGGGCUCAUGAUGAUUGUGGAAUCAACAUUUGUCGUCGUGAAUAGUCUUCUUUUUAAUGAAGUCCAGCUUUAUUAGCUCAUAGAUGGGCCGUUCGGAGUUGUUAAGUUUAACCGUUUUCAAAAUUUAGCCGUGUUGCCAGUUGACUGUAGCUAUGGUGUGCUUUGGUAAUCACUGUAGUAGCUGCUUUAUCUAAAGCUUGUAAAUCUGUAACAUUAUAGCUCGUCUAUCCAGCUGUGAAAAUAUCUCUUGCAUCUUUCACAGGAAGCUUGCCAAGUUUAACCAUUUAAUAGGUGAGCCAUCCAAGCAUAUGGCUAACCAGUGCUUGCUAUAAAAGGGGAGUGAAAGACCAAUGUGUGUAACUGUUGCCCAACUUCCGCAAGAUUUUGUCAUAAAUGUCAAAUAUCAGUAACCAGUGUAUUUUGUAUUGUGUGUGUGUCCUUGGUAACAGUUCCAUCAUGUAGAGUUCUUUGGAGAGUUUUAUUUUUUUCAAUUUUGGAUGUUGGCCACUUGGGCCGCGACCCUGUAAUCUUUUGUGAGUGCUUGUGUGUAACCUGUUAUGUGAGUUGGCCAUGUCGCACCCACCCUUUCCUUUGCUUCAAGCCCGUCAAAUGGACACUGUGCUUUAGAAGUUGGGGAUGAGCGUUGCUGCACCUGGUGUGUGGUGCUUGAUGCACUGCUUCACGAUCUGUGAUAUCGGCUGAGGGAUCUCUCGCUAGGGGCUUCGUGACGUACGCAAUACGGUGCACAUGUUGCGACUUCAUGGAUUAUUAUGCAUGCGUGGAUCUGAACCACCCUCGCGACUCCUUCAGAGAGAACAAUACAUACUAUAUACUAUCACGCACGUUGCUUCAAAGAAGCUGUGGGCUCUUUAGGAGUACUCUAUACUCGUCGUUUCGCUUGUCACCUGACCGCAAUUGCAUUUCACUUAUGCAUAUGGGAAUCCUGCAGUUCUUUAAUGUGCUUUAAGCUGCAAGGAAAGUAAUACCUGGUCAGAGCACAGUUUUGUUUAUUUUGGCAUUUAUUUGACAUUGGCAUUUAAAGAAAAUGUUGGUAGAAGAGUGCUACAAUUUUUACAGGCUACUACAAGAUCUGGUUCACAUGAGUCUUGCAGUGGGGUAUGCACAAGAUCUGCUGGUUUGCAUUUGUGUUUUUACUUUGUUGCUGGGCGGUUGUUGGCUUGUAACAUUCUUAAUCAUGAACAUCUGCAGUGAAUCUGUUAUGUUCUAGCUUUCAGCGAUAACUUUCUAGGGCAGUUAUUAAGCACUGGGGCCAGCACUUUAUCAGUAAAUAUUGAGGCCACAUGCACUCUUGCCCCAGACCAUCACUUCUGUGUUUUGUUGCUUGAACAGUGCAUGAUUGUAGCAUAGCUGAGAUCAGGCGUCACUGUUUUUGUUGCUUGCCCAAUGGCUGUCUUUGUUCUGAAUAUUGGUCAUCGCCUUAAACGAUUUACUGGUCUUAAUUGAGCAGAUACAUGAAAAUCAGUUUGCCCUUAAUUUCAGCAUGGGAGUUUCAUUGAACAUAUGUGAAACAGUGCCCACUGCCUGAAGGAGCAGCCGAAAUGUGUUUCAUGUGGUCACUAUUUCAGACACUGUACAGGGUCCUAUAAUACGAAAGGGAACACCUAGUUUGUAGUCUAGCCAAGAUAAUUGCACAACUUUCACGUCAGACCUUGCUCACUUGUACUACCUAAGCGGCUCCUUUCUCAAGUAAUUUGCUCCCUUGUUCUUCCUUUCACUUCAGUACAAAAAUAAGAACAACCUAUGGCCUUGACUGCAAAUGGGGUGUUCCCUUUCAUAUUGACACCCACGUGUAUCUUGAGGGCUGCCCCGUGCUCACGUUUGUCAACUCGAACUAUAAAGAAAGGAAGCCUAAUCAAUUUGCUAUUUUCUGGCACAUCAGGUGCUCUUGCAUAAUAAGUAUUGUUGUACAGAAAUCCACACUUAUAUCUAGAGCACCGGAGUGAUGCACAUCUGGACAAAGAAAACGAUAUUUGAGUGAAGCUGUGUGCGUGGGCAGCAAGAUAGAUGCACAAGCUAUGUAUCUGAUGCCUGGUACCUCGGAACUCUGCAGCUGCUAUCUCUGUGUGUUUUCUUCUGCUUGUAAUAGUGCUGCUUGAGCACUCUAGACAAAAGUGUGGAUAGCUGGCAGCUGAGUCAAAAGCUUGUGCAGUCUGUCUAUCGGCCUACUUGCCAUGCCAACCUCAGGCUCGUAAAGCUAUGUUUGCUCCUUUACAGCAAAAGCCUUAGUCUUCUCGGUGACAUGUGGUGUGCUGUAUUUGUCCUGCAUAGAACUUGUUUCAAAUGACUCUUCCCAUGGCCAGCAAUCUUCAGAGCAAUCACACAGGGUGAGGGGAAAGGCAGUUGUCAUGUGAACUUUUAUGUGUUUAUGCGGUGUGCUGUUUUGUCGCCAAAUGGAGAAUGACUGGUGGAAUCGAAUUAUGUGCCGCUGCGAAAUAAAAUAAACCCUUUGUUUUUUCCA
Messenger RNA from Dermacentor silvarum, 6358 nucleotides. It is a transcript of the gene Stim, whose product is annotated as stromal interaction molecule homolog. Gene Ontology annotation, cellular component: endoplasmic reticulum; plasma membrane. The transcript has 14 exons. The coding region runs from base 193 to 2604 and encodes 803 amino acids. Lineage: Eukaryota; Metazoa; Arthropoda; Arachnida; Ixodida; Ixodidae. Gene Ontology annotation, biological process: activation of store-operated calcium channel activity; store-operated calcium entry; intracellular calcium ion homeostasis. Gene Ontology annotation, molecular function: protein binding; calcium ion binding; calcium channel regulator activity. The record is from RefSeq and is a predicted model, not a curated record.